AUGGGGGUCUGUGGGUACCUGUUCCUGCCGUGGAAGUGCCUCGUGGUCGUGUCUCUCAGGCUGCUGUUCCUUGUACCCACAGGAGUGCCGGUGCGCAGCGGAGAUGCCACUUUCCCCAAAGCUAUGGACAACGUGACGGUCCGGCAGGGGGAGAGCGCCACCCUCAGGUGCACAAUUGACAACCGGGUCACCCGGGUGGCCUGGCUAAACCGCAGCACCAUCCUCUAUGCUGGGAAUGACAAGUGGUGCCUGGACCCACGCGUGGUCCUUCUGAGCAACACCCAAACCCAGUACAGCAUCGAGAUCCAGAACGUGGAUGUGUAUGACGAAGGCCCAUACACCUGCUCUGUGCAGACGGACAACCACCCAAAGACCUCACGAGUCCACCUCAUUGUGCAAGUAUCUCCCAAAAUUGUAGAGAUUUCUUCAGAUAUCUCCAUUAAUGAAGGGAACAAUAUCAGCCUCACCUGCAUAGCAACAGGCAGACCAGAGCCUACGGUUACCUGGAGACACAUCUCCCCCAAAGCGGUGGGCUUUGUGAGUGAAGAUGAAUACUUGGAAAUCCAGGGCAUCACGCGGGAGCAGUCGGGGGACUAUGAGUGCAGCGCCUCCAAUGAUGUGGCCGCACCAGUGGUACGGAGAGUGAAGGUCACCGUAAACUAUCCACCAUACAUUUCAGAAGCUAAGGGUACAGGCGUUCCCGUGGGACAAAAGGGGACACUGCAGUGUGAAGCUUCAGCAGUUCCCUCGGCAGAAUUCCAUUGGUACAAGGAUGACAAAAGACUGGUUGAAGGAAAGAAGGGGGUCAAAGUGGAAAACAGACCUUUCCUCUCAAAACUCAUCUUCUUCAAUGUCUCUGAACAUGACUAUGGGAACUACACUUGUGUGGCCUCCAAUAAGUUGGGCCACACCAAUGCCAGCAUCACACUAUUUGAACUAAAUGAGCCUACAAGCUCAACUUUGUUGCAAGAAGUGAAAACUACAGCUCUGACCACUUGGAAAGGCCCGGGUGCAGUCAGCGAAGUGAACAACGGGACGUCGAGGAGGGCAGGCUGCAUUUGGCUGCUACCUCUUCUGGUCUUGCACCGACUCCUCAAGUUUUGAUGUGAGUGCCACUCUCCCGCUGGGGAAAUGCUGCCGCCACUCCACCCACCAACAGAAGAGCAAAGCAACUCCGACAGCAGCAAGAGCAAACCCGUUUCUAAAUACAACACCAUCAAAUGAAAUUCCAAGAAACAGAGCCCAAUGGGACACAAAUUCGAGGGAGGGGACAAAGAAUACUUUGGGAAAACAAGUUUAAAAAUGAAAUUCAAAGUCGCCUUGCAGAUAUGUAGGUAGAGCUGAGUUUUCUUUCUUUUCCUAAAUGGAAGAACGCACACCUGGCUUUGGACCCACCUGCAAGCUGCAUUGCGUGACCUCUUUGUUACCAGGUGGGCGAGGGCUCAGCCGCUCUGCCCGCUAAAGUGCCCCACCAAGGAAAAUUUUGCAGUCGGGCAUCCCAAAUUCAAUCAGUCCAUAGAGACGAACACAGUGAGACGUGCGGGCCCACAUGUGCCCCUGCGGCCCCUUUCGUAGACUGUGCACUAUUGUGUGUGUUACGAAACGCAAAAUUUAAAAAAAAUAAAGAAAAAGGAAACUAAACAAGACAGCCUGACAGCUACAACAAUCCCACAAUCAACAGUCACAAAAGAUGUUGUUAAACUUUUUUUUUCAUUUUACUACAUGGACAUCGUGGAUAAUAAGGGAUUCUGAUUCAUUAUUAAUUUUAUUAAUUAUAUUUUCUGAUAUGAGUCUAGAACUUAGUGCAAAAACAAGACAAAACUAAAAAAAUACACAAAUGAAAGGAGUGAAGAGGAGUAUGUUUGUUAAACAUUAAAAAUGAAUAGUGUACUUCUUAACUAGGUUUACAACUGGUGGACCACACACCGGGCAUUAACCACCUGGUGAGGAUUUGGCAAAUCCACCAAAAAAACACAUGCGAUUUAACCAACAUCUCCACCAGCGCUACAGAUUUCUCCUUAUUCUGGCAUUUACUGCAGACAAUACUAUGCUUCCUCACGCUGUUUAGAAAUGGAAGGGUGAUCUGCACUGUAUCUUCAGUUUGUUGGCUAU
Messenger RNA from Equus quagga, 2112 nucleotides. RefSeq names its product neurotrimin (gene NTM). NCBI's taxonomy places the organism in Eukaryota, Metazoa, Chordata, Mammalia, Perissodactyla, Equidae. The coding region runs from base 1 to 1104 and encodes 367 amino acids. The record is from RefSeq and is a predicted model, not a curated record. The transcript is spliced from 9 exons. Gene Ontology annotation, cellular component: neuron projection.